This is a messenger RNA of Uncinocarpus reesii 1704, 690 nucleotides long. RefSeq lists its product as uncharacterized. NCBI's taxonomy places the organism in Eukaryota, Fungi, Ascomycota, Eurotiomycetes, Onygenales, Onygenaceae. The transcript has 2 exons. The record is from RefSeq and is a predicted model, not a curated record. The coding region runs from base 1 to 690 and encodes 229 amino acids.
AUGAAGUUUACCAGCGUUGUCGUCGCCGCUCUUUUCAUUGGAGGCAGUCUGUCCGUUGACGUUCCGCAAUGCUCGAAACGAUGCUUUGAUGUUGCUGAAUCCAACCGAGGAUGCAAUGUUCCUGUCCAAUACAGCUGCCUCUGUGUCCCUUCGUUUAUCAGCAACGAUUUCUACCGCUGUAUCCACGAGCUGUGCAGCUCAAAGGAUCAGGAAUUGGCCCGCGGUGUCGUGAAUCGCCAGUGCGAUCGGGAUCGUACUACUCAUGAACGUCGAUCAGCGUCAGAUGACAAAGAAGGUACGGCAUUUUUGGGAACAAGAAAGCAUACCGGCCUGUUUGCUCUACACUCAGCACCACAAGGGGCUCCAACUAAGGCACAUUCUCCUCGCGCAGCAUCGACCCAUCCUCAUGCGGCCAAACGAGAUCCAACAUGGAAAAAGGUAGUUAUCGACGCUUUCGCUUUCACAACAUACUGCUUAAAUAUCAGUUUUAUUAUCGUUCUAGUCUUGUUGCUUAUCAGAAUGUGGAGGGUAGCUGUAAGACAGUCGGAUUCGGUUUUGCCGCAAGUCCAAACUACACCCCCGGUUGCGAACCCAAACCGAGAAUGCCAAUUCUACCAUAGAGCGAUACAUGCGUUUAGGAGGAAAAACCCAUCGUCCCAGUGGUGCGAAGGAAACCCGUUGAGUCCUUAA